CCCCCAUCCCACCUCCUGCCCCGAGCCUGUCUCCUCCCCGCUCCAGAAAGGUGAGGUGGGAGAGUGAGGGUUGGCAGUGAGAAGGGGCUCAGAGCACAGGGUGGGGGUGCAGGAAUCCGGGCAGGGGGUUGAGAGGAGGGGGAGCUCAGAGAGCGGGGUGGAGGUUAUGGCAGUGGAUGGGGGGGAGCAGCCGACUUCUACCCAAGGCGACCUGAGACAGCAGGAACCGCACCUCCCGCCCACCAGCUUGUCCCUGAGGCAUGGGGCUGUGAUCCAGCUUGUCCCCAGAUAUGGUGGGACUGUUCCCCUUCCCUCCCAGUCCUGUGGGGCUUACCUCCUCCUCCCCCCACUCUGGUGCUGUGGCCAAAGGUGGGGGAAGUGUUUGGGGCUGAGGGAGGCCACUUACUUGGUCUGGUGGCCAGCAAGAUGGUGAGCCCUGGCAUCAGCUGGCCACUCUCUUGGUACUUCAGCACCCCCCUGUGGUCACUCUGCAGUGCAGCUGUCCCUGCAAUCAGCCCCCUCCUUCCCUUUCCAUAUUAUGGAGAACAAUCCCAUUCCAGGCAGAUCCUCUUUUCCUGGCACAACCCAGCCCUGGCCUUGCUUUAAGUGAGGAGAAGAAGAAGCUGCCCACCGAAUUUGGUGGUCCAAGCUCUUACUGUUUAGGAGGAGUUCUUGACCAAUCGGACUCACCGAUGGACGGACAGAAAGACGGACCAUUGCACGUUUCUAACAUAUACAGAGGGGUGGGUGUCGUUUUGUGAUACAAAGUCUGGGACGGGACUGUGCUGGGAGGUGAUGAUUCCAUCCUCAAAGAUGCUCAGAACCCACAGGAUGUGAUGCUCUUUUAGCUUUGGUAUUGGAGGGUGCUGUGGACCUCGUGGGAAAACUGGUGGUGGAGGUUUAGGUCAAAGCUGCAGGAAUUCACUGAACCCAGCACCUUGAGUGAGGGAGGGGAAAGGAAAUCAAUUGGGAAGGGCUCCAGACGAAGCGAGGGAGAGCAAAGAUCUCAGAGAGGUGAUUGAGAGAGGGCAGAAAGUCUCCACAGAGAGAAACCGUGUCGGAAUGAAGCGAGAGCUGCCAACAGCGAAGCAGAGCGGGAUUUUGCAGAGGUAACGAAAACCAAUGUGAAAGGCUGUUUCAGCCCCGUCAAUAAUAAGGAAACAAGGGAAGAAACAGGGGGAAUGCUAAGCCCCGGGCAGUGGCUGGAGAGUGAAGAUGAUCUAGGCUUUGCUCAACAGCUGUCCAUCGGCGAAACCCUGGAGAGCAACAUGAACAGGAGACACUAAAAGGGAACAUCACUGGAAGUGCAGAAUGUUUGACCAGUUGGGUAGGAAGAGAAGAGAAGAACGAGAUCAUUUGGGCAGCUUUGCAGAGGUUCAGUGAAUGAUUAAUUGUCAUGCUCCAUCACCCAGUGCCAAAGGGCAAAGAGAGAUAAGACAGGAAUAAAACUCAAAGGGCUGUCACAGCUCCAGUCACUUUUGUUAGCCCAGAGUUUAUCUUGCUAAUGCAGAGAAAUGGAGAGCUCCUAUUGGCUAAUUGCCUGGCCCCGUUCUUGGUGAGCACAGUAUAAAAAACUGGGAAUAUGUUUUUCCUUCGCUUAAUCUGCCCGGAAUCCAGAGCUGUUGCUACUCGCGACAAUGGAACCGCUGGGAGCAACCACGGUGUUCCUGGUCAUUUGUGUCUCUUGCCUUCUCUUCCUCUCCGCAAGGAGAAAGACGCCUGGAAGUGGGAAGCUGCCCCCAGGGCCUGUUGCUUUUCCCCUCAUUGGGAACAUGCUGCAGCUGAAUGCAAAGAACAUGCCCCAGGAAUUAGAACAGCUCAGUAGAACGUACGGCCCGAUUUUCACCAUCUACUUGGGCUCCGAGCGGGUUGUGGUGCUGCAUGGAUACGAGGCUGUGAAGGAGGCUCUGGUCGACCUGGCGGAGGCGUUCGGUGCCCGAGGAAGCAUUCCACUAUUCGACAAAACUGGCAAGGGAACAGGUAUCGCUUUGACCAACGGGGAGCAGUGGAAGGAGCUCCGGCGAUUUGCCCUCACAACCCUGAGAAACUAUGGGAUGGGGAAGAAAAGCGUUGAGGAGCGGAUCCAGGAGGAAACCCGUUUUCUGGUGGAAAGACUCAGAAACACACAAGGGCGUCCCUAUGACACCAGCCUCCUCCUCAUCCAUGUCGUCGCCAACGUCAUCUGCGCCAUCGUCUUCGGGGACCGGUUUGACUACGAAGAUGAGAACUUUGUUACUUUGAUUAGUCUCAUAUUGGAAAACGGCAAACUCCCUCAAUCUCUCUGGGCAGUGCUAUAUACUUUUUUCCCAACUCUCAUGGAUUACGUUCCUGGGCCUCACCAGAAGAUCUUUCAAAAUGUCUUGAAGCUCAGAAGAUUUGUUCAGGAGAGAGUGAAGAUGCACAGAGAGUCUCUGGAUCCCAACUGCCCUCGAGACUUUAUCGAUGCUUUCCUCAUCAAAAUGGACGAGGAGCGAAUGAAUAGCCAGUCACACUUCAAGAUGGGAACUUUGUGUCAGUGCGCGGUAGAGUUAUUUAUGGCUGGAACAGGGACAACCAGCACUACUCUAAACUAUGGACUCCUGAUUCUUCUGAAAUACCCUGAAAUACAAGAGAAAGUUCAGGAAGAGAUUGACCGGGUGAUUGGGCAAAGCCGAAGCCCCAGCAUGGCGGAUCGAAGCCGGAUGCCCUACACAGAUGCCGUAAUACAUGAAAUCCAUAGAUUCAUUACCCUGAUCCCUUUAGGUUCCUCCCGAGCUGUGACUAGAGAUGUUCAUCUCAGGCAGUUUCUCAUUCCCAAGGGCACCACAAUAUACCCUGUACUGAGAUCAGUUCUACAUGACAGCAGGGAAUUUCCAAACCCAGAGCAAUUCAACCCGGGACACUUCCUGGACGCCAAUGGUGCCUUUAAGAAGAGUGACUUCUUCAUGCCCUUCUCUGCAGGGAAGCGGGUUUGCCUGGGAGAGGGGCUGGCUCCGAUGGGGCUCUUUUUGGUGCUGACCGCCAUCUUGCAGCACUUCACGCUGAAGCCCGUCGUGGACCCUAACGACCUCGAUAUUACUCCAGUGUCCAGUUUUGUGUCCAAUGAACACAAACCGUUCCAGCUCUGUGCCCUGCCCCGAGAGCGCCAGUGAAAGGUCACCUCAGCUCCAUCUGCCCCUCGCUCUCAGGGGUGCUCAACCCCUUGCUGUGUCCCUAUUCCGUCCUCAUACCAGCCCUAACUCCACCUCUUCCCCUAAGAGCUCGGCCCCACCCCCUCUGUUCCCGGCCCACCUCUGCCCCACCCCACCUCCUUUCCCUCCCUUUAACCAGGUGCACCCCCCACCUUGCUCUUCCCAUCCCUCCCCCAUCCCACAUCCUGCCCCGAGCCUGUCUCCUCCCUGCCCCUCACUCGGCCUCCCAGAACUGCCUGAAUGCCGCACACCAGCACUGGCAGGGCCGGGGAGGGAGAACUGGGCCAGGCC
Pelodiscus sinensis (Chinese soft-shelled turtle) is the source of this 3461-nucleotide messenger RNA. Its product is annotated as cytochrome P450 2H2-like. Gene Ontology annotation, cellular component: intracellular membrane-bounded organelle; cytoplasm. Gene Ontology annotation, biological process: epoxygenase P450 pathway; xenobiotic metabolic process. NCBI's taxonomy places the organism in Eukaryota, Metazoa, Chordata, Testudines, Trionychidae. Gene Ontology annotation, molecular function: iron ion binding; oxidoreductase activity, acting on paired donors, with incorporation or reduction of molecular oxygen, reduced flavin or flavoprotein as one donor, and incorporation of one atom of oxygen; heme binding. The record is from RefSeq and is a predicted model, not a curated record.